This is a messenger RNA of Owenia fusiformis, 994 nucleotides long. The record is from the annotation of a GenBank genome assembly. NCBI's taxonomy places the organism in Eukaryota, Metazoa, Annelida, Polychaeta, Sabellida, Oweniidae.
AUGAUGAAGUACAUUAUAGCUGUGGUUGCUCUAUCAUGCUUUGUAUCAUGCAAGGUUUCAGCCCAAGGUUUCAACUUCGUGAAUUGCACCGCUAAAGAGGAUGGGAUUUAUAUGCAAGUGUCAUGCACUCAAUACAUAGAAUGUCGGGAUGAGGUGGAAACAAUAGUCAACUGCCCAAAAGGUCUGGUGUUUGACAUCAGUGACAUGCGAUGUGAAGUCCGUGCGAAUGUAGACCCUCCCUGUGGUGAUAAGAUGAACUGUACAGGUUUGACUAAUGACAGGUAUCCCUACUACGACCGUAACUGCACGUGGUAUUAUACAUGUAGAAACGAAAAAAUGAUUGGAAACGCACAAGAGUGUAUUCCAGAUACUGUUUUCGACAUUCUCCGACAGAUCUGUACAGUUCCCGAGGAUGUCUGCCCUCCAUGUGGCACAGGGGAAGGAUUUGUGGAACCGUGUCCAACAGACGCACCGCAACAUAAGGUUAAGGCAAAUAUAGACAAAAUGGCCGCCCCGGAAGACGUGUCACUCUUCAGCCUGGAAGAACUUAAAGACCUGGAAUAAAUUAUAUGAGCAACAAACACAAGACAUAACAUUUGUGAAAGGAUGCGUAUCACUAGAAAUUGAUAAUGUUUGUAAACUAUGAUGAUUCAGCCUACAGUAAAUUAAAUUCUUCGUUCAAGCAUAAUGCUGGCGAACAUUACCGAGAUAUUACUAUUUUUUAGCAAUUAAUCCUAGAGAACGCGUAGGAUUAUGGUCACCAAGGAUUAGUUCUUUCCAUAGUUUUAACUUCCUCUUAAAAACGCAUAACUAAACCUCCUUAAUACCGUAGUAUUGCUUCAUUAGGUUGAUUCAUCAAAAUGUAUAUAUCACGCCUAACCAUCGACAACGUACAGUGACAAAAUGUACUGUCGUACACUUUAGAUGUACUGUGACACUAUUAACUGAUUUGAAGCGAAGAAUAUGCUGUUGGUUUGAUGUAGGUUUUAAAAUU